AGGAUCAUCCUAUAAGUUUUUGUCCCGAGUCGAGAUCUUGCCUCAUCGAGACCCCUCUACCCCACAGGACCCCGAACUGCUCGGCGGGGUGUGUCACCGUCCCCUGUUCACUUGCUACGACUCGGGAUGGCUUGGUGGGAUCCCCAGCACCGGACGCUCGGUGCCUCACCGCGGUCAAAGCCUCGGCUCGUCAUGGGCGAUGCCUUCCCCCGGCUCGAGCCCGCACAUACCGACAGACGCAUCGACAUGGAGCGGGAGCGGGCCUUGCUGUCUCCCGUCUUCGAGGAUCAGCUGGCGCCGCCCACCACACCAGCCUUGGUGGUGCACGUCGAGAUCCGCUUCACAGACCCCGUCAUCCGGUCCAGAUACUGCCGCAGCUAUGGCAGCUCGCCGAGUUUUGACGCCACCAACCGGAUGUGUCGAGGUCUUGUGCGCCGCAUGGAGCGCUGCUCUGAAGAGCUACUCACGCGCAAGGACUCAAGCGCUCUCGACGCCUUCAAGGGCGACACCUACGAGCGCAAGCCGCAGCGGUUUGAGCUGACAUUCCGCGUCUUGAGAAGGGGCAAGGGCGAGUGGGCCGAGCGGACCUACCGGUCUUACCAGAAGCAACCCCUGACCGUUGCUCUCACAAGGGAGAUCAUCCUGUCCACUCAUAGGAUAGUUGGGCUUUUUCUGCGCCGACACGACGAGAACUUCCGCUGGCUCGACUGUCCGGUGCCCGACGGCGACUUAGCGGAGAGUGAGCCCCUGGUUCCGUCUCGGGACGACCUUCCGUCUCUUCUCUCCGUCCCCACAUCUCGGUUUGUCGAGGCGGCGCAGACAUUUGAGUCGGUGCCGGGAUACAGCAUCGAGCUUCGCUUCCGGAGUAGGGAUCCGCAACGAGGUCUCCCGGCCUUUGAGAAGAGGAUCAAGGUUGACAGCGCGCAAACUACACCCCUGACUCUGUUUAUGAGCGAGGACAUGUUGCGGACAGCUCUGCAGGCUGUCAACCAGCUGUUGGAUUCCAAAAAACGGGAGCUUGACGACCGCCUCGGACGGCAGCUUGGUGCUGACGGCCGCCGCUCAGACGGCGACUUGCUCAAGAUGGACCUCAGGAUAUCGAACAAUCUAGGACCCGCCUACAGCCACCUACACAGAACCAUCGAGAGCAAGCUUGCCCUGUUCCGAGACCCCGUAGCCAGAGACUGCGACCACUUUCUCGGUGACAUCGAGAGGUUUCUGGUCCAUAUCAGGGAUGAAGCCGACUCCAAACUAAACUCCAUGAACGACCUGGAAUUUCAAGUAGUCGAGCUCAAGGGUGUGGGCUGGUCACUUCGAGAGCCGGCCAAGUUCACCCUCGGCCCGUCCCAAUCCUACGGCCGGCGGACAAUCCAAGCCGCCCUGGAACGCGUUCAGACGGGAAUUGGGGACGUCAUCCGUGGCCAUAACAUCGCUAUUCACAUCAAGGCGCACAAGCGAGGGCAUCUCGUCCUGGACAAGGCGAUAGUAGCGCACGAGAAGCGUGGCAGACCGAGAGAGUCCUUCGCCUCGAGCGAUGAGGCCCAAGCGGUCUUUGUGUCGAGACUGAAGGCCCGAAUCCAGGAGGAUAUGGACAGGGUAUUCGAGGACUCUUGUUCUAUCGAUGAUAUUCCUGAGGAUGAAGAAGACUACGUCGCCCGGCCAACGACGCCGGCGCAGCCUGAACAAGCCAUGUUUGACGGAGGACCGUCUCCGCGAUGCUCACCAUCAUCGGCGAAAUCGUCACCGGCAAGGCAGUCCAUGACGGCAUGGAGCAGCAUGCACGGUCCACCGAGGCCGCGCGCCCAACGGGUGUUUUCCCUGUCCCGUCGUUCCACGGAAUCCAUGAGGUCGAUCGAUUAUCUCGGUGCGGCCGGUGACCCAUCUACAGGUCCCAAUAGCAGUCUCGGUAACACAGCCAGCGAACAGAUAUCGGAGGGUUGGCCAAACUCGUCGACGCUUCAGGGUCUUGCGCCGCUGCUCGCCGCCGCAGAAGUUAAACCUGGGCAGCGACCGUCUUCGGUCGUGCAAGAGAGAGAGUCAUCCAUGGUCCGCGUCAGCAGUGCUUCGACACUUAUCGAGGAGCAGGCCGCAUAUGAUGGGAGCAGCGACAUUCAUGGCCAUAUGACCGGAGACGAACUGCAGAGCGCCGUAGAGGGGCAUAGCCGCGCAAAUAUGACGUCGAGCAAGGAGCUGGGCCCUGUAGUUGCUCAGUCAGGGAUUUUCCCUGCAAGAGCUUCGCCUGUUGCCUCCAGCCCCGCGGCGCAAGGAGCUAUGAUGCCUUCCCGGGAAGAUGAGUGCGAGGACACACCAUCAGCUGUCAGCAAGCCCGAGCAGAGCAAGAUGGACACGCCCGAGACCUUCGUGGACGCCCCAGAAUACGCCGCCAACCCAGUGUCCAAAGACAUCGGAAUAUCUGACCUCACCGGUGCUUUAAACGCGCAGACCAGCCCCCGAGAAGAUGAUGAAUUCUCGACUGCGCCAUCGACCCCUGAAUUAAGUACCGGAGGUUCUUCGCCAAGGUACAGUGUCUUGGCAACGCCGGUCUGCGUACGGACAGGUUCGGAUACUAAACGUCCAGCCAGCGGGAGUCUUCACGCCGGGACCGAUUCUGAGGAUCUCGGAAUGGGCUUGAAAAGUGACGCAGCCCUGGAAGAAACCUCCAAGGGCGACGACUAUCAGCGUCCUGCACGCGGCGAAUUCUCGGUGGGCCAGUGUAGCUCGGAGAUGUUGGAUGUACUUGGAGUGCCGAAACAAUUGACUGGAGCACACGACAAUAUCCUUGAGGAUGCAGAUAGCCAGCGUGCAGCGGGAGGACCCGACCCGGCGGUCCGGGCAGUUUCACCAAGCGGAACAUCCAACAGCACCCAACAAAACCUAAGACAGCUACGACCGAUCACCUCUGUUUCAUCUUCCGAGCCCAAGUCUGACUGCAAAUUGGCCCCGGAGAGUCAGGUUUAUGCCGAACAGCUCGGGGCCGAGUUCACCGCACGAGCCGACGGUCUUUCCCAUGUGCCGGAUAUCCCCACCUCUGAAGUCCGGAGGUCGGACCCGAGCAAGACGUCAGAUCACGUUUCAGUUUCACAUACUUCUACGCUCGAGCUCGACCUGAGCCCUGCCAACGGGCGGAAAUCUUCGCCCGAGCCCGAGUCUCAUGCGAGAGAAGCCGCCGGCAGCGAACUCGGCGCCGGAAGCGGUGCCGAGAACACAUCCGUGGCGGACAAUGCCAACCCAAGUGCCCAAAACGACUUAUCUGAACCCCCUUCAGGUGACAAUCCUGACCAAGCUCACGGUACGGAACCAGAGCCGGUCCCGUCGGAAUCUAAGGCUACGGAUGGGGUCAACCAUGCGACCGAGCUAGAGACCGAGGAUGUGAUCCAGGAUCGAGUUCAGCAUGAACCGGGCAACGCACAGGUUCCGAGGAGAGACGCCGGGCCCGACACGGACAACGCGCCGUGUCAGGGCGACAGCCACGGCGUAGAUGAGGGAUCCGGGGCGACCACCGCGCAGCACGACAAGGAUCAGUCCGCUCCUGAGAGUGCGAUCUCUGUCGACGUCGGUCCCGCCAACGAGGCUGAAGGUGCCCGUAGCGGUGCCGAUUCUGACGUUCUUCUAUUGGAGACCGACAAUGGACACUCGGAGCUGGUUCACGGGCCCGGUUUUUGCGUUGUCAAGCCGAAGAGCGGGAUCACAGACAAGGUUCCCGGCGCACUUGACUUUGAUGGCGUCACAAGUGAGACGAGCGGAAAGGAUGAAACGGCGUUGUCGGGGACUGUUGCUGAGCCCGAGCGAUUCGUCGCAGAACAGGAGCAGAAGGCCGAUGCCUGCACUCCGGUGCCGACAUUUUCCGGGGCCGAGGAGUUCCUUGCCCUCCAGGCCGAAUCCGGUGCUGGAUCUGACGGAUCCGAGAUUCCUGUUGAGCAUGCGGCGGAUGGGGAUAUCGGGUCGCCAAGUCAAGAUAUCCUCUCCGAGCCGGGAGCCGCCGCACCGGAGCUCGGCGCUGGAAGGCUUUUGGGCGGGGAAGAUGCCAAGGAGGACAUUGUCCCGGUCUUGGCUGAGGCAGAGAUCACCGCUGCGGGGCUUCCGGGAGAGUCCCGGACCGAGAAAACUGGACGAGAAUUCUUCACGGAGCCGCCUGUGGCGAAUGGAACCGAGGCCGAGAAUGCGAAGCGCAAUGCUAGCGAGGAAGUGCUGGAAGGACCGCCCACGGAUACGACGGUCACCGACCCUGCAAAUACGGAGAUUUCGAAGCAAGAGCCGGCCGGCCGUCCGGCGGGCGCUUCAAGUUGCAUCUCGGAUGAGGCCAGCCCUUGCGUUGAGGCCGAUGCCGAGGCCGACGUGUCUCCCGGGUCUAUCAAUAGGAGCGUCAGCGACGAGCUCCGAUUGGCAAACGAGGACACCGGCGAUUCGAGCACCGCGGAGCAUAAGCCGGGCGAGGGGCAGCCGGCGAUAUCGGCCAGCCUGGGCCAGGGAUUGACCGGGGAAGCUGCCGAGACCGCGUCGGAGUCCCAGCCCGUGAAUGUCAGCGAGGAACUUCCGCAAGGACCCGCUGAUCAGACCAACAACAUCGGACAGGAGGCCUCUUAUGAAGCUGGACGGGUUCAAGACUACAUCGUUCUUCCAACUGACGAAAUCGUCGACAGUAAGCCGCUCGGGCCCGAAGCUGAGGUGGUAACCGAUGGAAUCCCUGAAGAUGAAGCCGGCAAGGCUAAGAAGGGGAAUGUUUGUUCUAAUAAAUCAGACACCCCCGGGCCGCAACUUUGGGACCAUCAAGUUACACCAGCAAUUUCCGUCGAGCGACCCGGGACCCCGGUUCUGGACACCUCGACUGUCCCCGCUGAGUGCGGCCAUCGGCACGACUCAGUCGACAUCACGCCUCAGCCAACCGAACUUUCAACCCCAGAGACACCGGUGCCGCAGCCAGCAACGGCACCACUACCCCAGCCAUGGCAACAGCAACCUCCCGUUGCGCCAGUUCCAGACCUCAACAAGCUCUUUUCAGCCCCGACCCAAACCAACCUCCGCGGCGACGACGGCCCCUCUUCAAUAACAGCCGAGCACAUCCACUCCGCGCCACCACCUCCCACACUCAAAACAACUACUCCUACCAGCACCAGCACCAGCACCAGCGCCAGGCGCCCCCAAACCGCAAAAAAGCCACCGCAAACGCCGAUAGCAAGCUACCUCGGCGUCGGCCUGCGCGAGUCGCGCCUCGUGGAGGUCGGCUUGCGCGGCGCCCUGGGCGAUGUCCGCGCCCGCGCCCGGGCGCGGGCGAACGCCAACAUGCGCCGGCUGAGCCUGCCGCCGCAGCACAUGCUCGAUCGCGAAACGAUGGAUGCGCUGUCGGCUGCGGGGCCGGCUAGCGCGCCCGCUUCGGACGCGGGUGAUGGUGAUCAUGGGUUGUCGUCGUCGUUGUCGUCGUUGUCGUUGUCGGAGCUGGGGUUGAGAUUGGGAAGGUGGUGGGAAGGUGAUAGAGACCGUGAUGGUGGUAGGGGUGAGGAUGUCAAUGUGGACGGAGCGGGUGUGACGGGUGUAAGGGACGUUGAUGGUGACGGUGACGGCGACGGGGAGGGAGGUGCGGUGCCGGUGCUGCCGCGGAUGAUGUUGUUGCUUGCCACGGCAAUGGCGGUCGGCAAGAUCAUGAAGAGCGCUGCGGAGUAGCAACGGGGGCUCGGACGGGUUAAAUGGGACGCGAGUGACGAUGCUCU
This is a messenger RNA of Thermothielavioides terrestris NRRL 8126, 5705 nucleotides long. RefSeq lists its product as uncharacterized. NCBI's taxonomy places the organism in Eukaryota, Fungi, Ascomycota, Sordariomycetes, Sordariales, Chaetomiaceae. Bases 127 to 5658 code for a protein of 1843 amino acids. The transcript has a single exon. The record is from RefSeq and is a predicted model, not a curated record.